Uloborus diversus is the source of this 3429-nucleotide messenger RNA. RefSeq lists its product as uncharacterized. The record is from RefSeq and is a predicted model, not a curated record. The transcript is spliced from 3 exons. NCBI's taxonomy places the organism in Eukaryota, Metazoa, Arthropoda, Arachnida, Araneae, Uloboridae. Gene Ontology annotation, molecular function: nucleic acid binding. The coding region runs from base 1 to 3429 and encodes 1142 amino acids. Gene Ontology annotation, biological process: DNA integration.
AUGUUACAUCAAGAAAAUGAAAAUAGAUCGAUACCUAGGUUUCCUUCUAUAAGUGCUAAAGAAUUUAUUCCGUGUUCAGUAGAUACCAGUUUAGAUUUAAAUCGCAAAAAUGAAGUUACGUCUAUAGUAUGUGCAAAUAAUUCAUAUGGUAAUCAAUUGGGAACUAGUAUGAAUAAUAGCAUUUCAUCUGUUCUUUUAUGCACUGCUGUAAUUAAGAUUAGAAAUUCUAAAAAUGAGUGGAUAAGUUGUAAAUGUUUGCUGGAUACGGGAUCAGAAAAAAAUUUCAUUAGGAAAGAAUGUGCCAAGCAAUUGGGAUUGAAAAUUAACCCUGCUCAAAUUUCAGUUUCCUGUUUAGGAAGUUAUAAUACGCUAAGCAAUGGAGCAGUCGAGUUAGUAUUUUCCUCUCAUUUUGACACUGAAUUUAAGAUAGUAACCUCCGCUUACGUCAUUGAUAAAAUUUGUGGGGAAUUGCCCAAUUCAAUUACGCCUGUGAAAUGUUUUAAUGAGUAUAAGGAUUUAUUGUUAGCAGAUCCCUCUUAUUUUAAGAAAGAAAGCAUAGACAUUCUAUUUGGGGUAAAUGUAUUUUCUUCGCUUGUAAACGGAAAGGUAAUAAAACGGGGUGAAGAUCUUCCGUUCGCAGUAUGUUCUAGAUUAGGGUGGAUAAUCGCAGGAGCCACAACGCUCAGCUGUUGUGACUUAGAAUCCAGUUCGGUUAAUAGUUUAAGUGUUACUACAGAUGAGCUAGUUAAGUCGUUUUGGGAAUUAGAACAAAUUCCGUCAACACAAUCGCUUACAAGGGAAGAAAGGCUUUGUGAAACGCAUUUCUUAGAAAAUUAUACGCGCAAUAAAGAAGGAAGGUAUUCUGUUAGACUUCCGUUUAAACCUAAUAGAAAACUGUUAGAGUAUCUCGAUCUUGGGCAUAUGGAAAUCGACAAUACGGUAUGCAAAGAAAAUGCUCAUUAUUGUAUUCCGCACCAUCAUGUAAUUAAUGAGUCUAGUUCCACCACAAAAUUAAGAGUUGUUUUUAAUGCUAGUGCAAAAACUACAUCUGGUGUAUUAUUAAAUGAUACGCUUAUGAAUGGUCCAAAGGCAGCGAGAUUUCCAAAGGCAGUUGAUCUAAUCAUACAUAAUUUUUACGUUGAUGACUGCCUGUUUGGCGCUAAAACGCAAGAGGAGGCGAUUGAUCUUAUCCAUGAACUGAAUGAUCUCCUUAGAAGAGGACAAUUUAAAUUGCACAAGUGGUGUACUAACAAUUCGUUUGUGUUGGAAAGACUACGCAAAUCCGAGGGCUUGUCCGCAUGUUCUUCUAGUACCGCUGAUUCUAAAUUUAUUAAAGUAUUGGGAUUGAGAUGGAACUCAACGCUCGACGACAUUACGUAUAACAUUCAUUUUUCGGAUAAGCACAGAGCCUUCCCUACAAAAAGAUCUAUUUUGUCUAGUGUGUCAAGCAUUUUCGACCCCCUUGGGUGGUUGUCGCCAUUUAUUAUAACUGCAAAGAUUUUGAUUCAAGAUUUGUGGAAAUGUCAGUUAUCGUGGGAUGAUCCUGUGCCUCCGGAGCUUAAGGAGCGAUGGAUUAACUAUAGCAACGAUAUUUCUCAACUUGAACCUGUAACUGUGCCUCGAAGAGUUCUUUUGCACGAAGCGUCUAAUAUUGAACUGUAUUGUUUUUGUGAUGCCUCUGAGAAGGCAUACGCUGCAGUAAUUUACUUAAAAUCUUCUGAUACGUCCAGUCAUCAAGUUAGCCUGUUGACAUCGAAGACUCGUGUUUCACCAUUGAAAACAAUAUCGAUUCCGCGCCUUGAACUUUGCUCAGCUGUGUUGUUAGUGCAUUUACUACAAAUCGUUCUUUCGUCAUUACAUAUUCAAAUUGAUGCAAUACACGCCUUCACAGAUUCCACAAUCGUUUUAGCAUGGUUAAGAUCUGAGCCGUCACGUUGGCAAAUAUUUGUUGCUAACCGGUUUUCUGAAAUACAAGGGAUCCUUCCUAUUCAACACUGGCGCUGGAUUCCUUCAGACCAAAAUCCAGCAGACUGUGCAAGUAGAGGACUUUUACCCUCUGAACUGCUUAAGUUUGAAUUAUGGUGGUCUGGUUCUCAUUGGCUUAGACACGAGGAAAUUCCACAUGUAGAAGUACCAUCGUCAACGGACGCUCUAAAAGAAGAGCGAAAAAAGGCUUCGUGUUUAUAUGGAACAUCGUCUGUUGAUUUUCCAAUAAUUGUUAAAGUUUCAUCAUAUGUUAAAUUACGCCGCAUGAUAGCAUGGUGCCUACGUUUCAUUAAAAAUGCUCGAUAUCCCAAAAAUCGAAACAUUGGCUAUCUGACUAGUGAUGAAAUGAAAGCCGCUAGAAAUAUUUUGGUGAAGAUAGUUCAAAAGCAAGAGUUUUCCACUGAGUAUAUUCAUUUGGAGAAUAAAAAACCACUUCCUGCCAAUAGUAAAUUACUUUCCUUAAAGCCAUUUAUAAAUGAUGAUGGUGUAAUACGUGUUGGUGGUAGACUGGAAAAUGCUCCUUUUUCAAAUGAAAGAAACCAUCCCAUUCUCCUGCCAAAGAAUCACCACUUAACUACCAUUAUCAUUCGCUCCUAUCAUGAAACAUAUUUACUUGCGGGUACUAUUCUUUUGUUAUCUGUUAUACGUAAGGAGUUUUGGAUAAUUAACGCUAAGUCGGCCAUUAAAAAUGAAAUUUGGAAAUGCAUUAAGUGUUUCAAACUCAAGGGAAAAACAGCAACCCAGGUGAUGGCUGAUUUGCCGCGUGCUAGAGUAAUGCCAUCACGAGUGUUUUCAAAAACCGGUCUAGACUUUGCAGGACCCUUUCUAGUAAAACCGCGAUCUGGCCACGGGGUUAGAACCUUAAAAGUUUACAUUUGUAUUUUUGUGUGUUUAGCCGUAAAGGCUGUGCACAUUGAAAUUGUUGGCAAUUUAUCUGCAGACUGUUUUAUAGCUGCACUAAAACGAUUUGUGGCGAGACGAGGAAAACCAAGUGAGGUAUUUUCGGAUUGUGGAUCAAAUUUUGUAGCUACAAAUAAAGAAUUGAAUAGAAUUAUUGCACGUCUCCAGAAGGAAGAACCCGUUCAUAAUUAUUUCGCCAACGAGGGAACUAAAUGGAACUUUAAUCCGCCUUCCGCCCCUCAUUUUGGAGGAAUUUGGGAGGCAGCUGUCAAAUCCGCUAAAUCUCACCUAAAACGUACAAUAGCAGACCAAAAAUUGACUUUGGAAGAAUUUUCAACGCUAACGACACAAAUUGAAUCUUGUUUAAAUUCCCGACCGUUGAGCCCUUUGUCAGAGGAUCCAUCCGAAAUGUCUGCUCUUACUCCUGGGCAUUUCUUGGUUGGUAGAUCGCAUUCUUCAAUACCAGAAGAAAAUCUUCUCAACGAAAAAAUUCUCCCUUCUUAUCGCUGGAAAUUAACUCAACAGAUUUUUCAGAGUUUCUGA